CGCCGCACUUCAGACAAAGCAGCGGAUCGGCGCCAGUCGCUCGAACGGAGGAUGCGCGCCGCGCUCGAGACUGGGACACUCGCUGGCCACCGCGCUGGACUUCCGCCUCUGCGAGCUGUCGGCGCUUCGGCUUUCUGAGGCUGCGCCGCCUUCGCCUUCUUCUUCUUCUUCUUCUUCUUCUGCUGCUGCUGCCGCUCCCGCUCCCGCCCGGCGGCGGCUUCCUCCUUCAACGUGUUGCUCGCUUCGCCUCCUCGCCUGGCGCCGGACAUAUUUCGGGGGCUCCUUUACCUUCGUCGCAAAGUGUGCCAAGGACCGGGAGGUUGAAGAUCAGCGUGACGGGAGGAUGUCCGGGCGGAGUUCGCCGUGAAGAAGACCUCGCCUCUCGGUUGACGCCUUCGCCUCGCUCUGCGCCCACUCCUCGACCCCCGAAACUUUCUUUGUUCCUCCCUGUCACCGAGCUGGACGGCAUGUCUGCCAAGAAGCGGCAGAGACAGGACUCGAGCUCGCCGGGAGACUCGCUCAGCAGGUCGGGCUCCACCAACGACUUCUACGACCUGACGUUUAAGGUGAUGCUGCUGGGAGACUCGGGCGUCGGGAAGACCUGCUUCCUGGUCCAGUUUAAGGAUGGCGCCUUUCUGGCUGGCAACUUCAUUGCCACCGUUGGAAUUGACUUUCGGAAUAAAGUGGUGACCGUGGACUCCGUGAAAGUGAAGUUACAGAUCUGGGACACGGCUGGGCAGGAAAGAUUUCGCAGCGUGACGCACGCCUACUACAGGGAUGCACAAGCUCUGCUUCUCCUGUAUGACAUCACCAGCAAGACGUCCUUUGACAACAUCAGGGCCUGGCUCACCGAGGUCCACGAGUACGCGCUGCAGGACGUGGUCAUCAUGUUGCUAGGAAACAAGUCCGACAUGAGCAGCGAGAGGGUCAUCAAGCAGGAAGAAGGAGAGCGGCUGGCAAAGGAGUACGGUGUCCCCUUCAUGGAGACGAGUGCCAAGACAGGUGUGAACGUCGAGCUGGCAUUCCUCGCCAUCGCCAAGGAGCUGAAGCAGCGGGCCGUCCAGCAGCCCAACGAGCCCAAAUUCCAAAUCCACGACUUCAUCGAGUCGCAGAAGAAAAAGAGCAGCUGCUGCGGCUUCAUGUAGCGGUGCCAGGGCAGCGGCAGCAGCGAAAGACUGCGGGUGUGGGGUGUGGACGGGGCACAGGUACCGGGGAGCGGAGUGGCAUGCGAGCCACCCACACAGACACGGGGUCAUUAAACUGCUUGGCAUGUGCACCUGAA
Molecule: messenger RNA, 1282 nt
Organism: Erpetoichthys calabaricus (reedfish)
Lineage: Eukaryota; Metazoa; Chordata; Cladistia; Polypteriformes; Polypteridae
Product: ras-related protein Rab-37-like
Exons: 9
Coding region: 468-1145 (225 amino acids)
Cellular component (GO): Golgi apparatus; endosome
Molecular function (GO): GTPase activity; GTP binding
Source: RefSeq, a predicted model, not a curated record